CAUAUGGUACGCGCUGGUCGUGGCGAGCAUAGCUAUCUCCGUUGCGCGAGAGCACCCCGGCGAGCCUGUCACUCACUGCAUGAAAGUGGGUUUCCUGAUGGACGUUGUUUCGUAUCUCCACUACCUGCCCAUUCCUCACCAGAACCACAUCAAAGUCGUCUGCUACUUCAUACGUGUGCACCGACCUUUAAGGUUCAUCUGGAUGACGGACAGAGACACAAUAAACAGCAGCCUCAUCGUGACCACGUUCAAAUACAUCUACUACACGUUCCUCCUGCGGAUUUUGUGUUCCUACUUUUGGAUGUACCUCGUCGGCAUCAAGUUUAAGUUUGGUCGUCCCGAUUUACGAGUAGACGCCCAGCGUCGAGUGAUGCAGCUCAUCAGCUCUGCGCUCACCCAGAUUGACGAACACGACCAGCAGCCGGUGCAGUUCGAAAUGUUGUUUGCCAUGUACAUCGUUAACAAGAUUUUCAUACCUAUUGGACCUCCAGACUUAAUUCUAAACGAUAGCGAUCGCAUAGUGCUCCUGGUGGUGAUGGUGAUAGGCACCCUGAUGGUGACGGGAGCGGCGGUGGCCGCGCUGUCGUCCGUCAUCAGCGUGCACAUGCGCCCGGAGGAGAGCUUCCGCACCCGGUACAGGAUCAUCAUGAGGGAUCUGACGAGCUCCGGCAUCCCCGAAAGCCUCCGCAACAAGGUGGAGACAUUCUACAAGAUGUACUGGCACAAACAGCGAGCGGUCUCAGACUCUCAACUACUACCGAGCUUCCCACCUGUACUGCCCAGCAGCGUGUACACCGAUGUGUACUUCGAGGCCACACAGAAGAGCGGCCUUCUUCGCGACCUGUCCUACGAGUUCCUCUCCGAACUAGCCAGACACAUGGAGACCAUCUUCUACAUUCCUGGGGACUGCAUCAUCAAGCGGAACUCCCUAAAGGACUCCAUCAUCUACAUCACCUAUGGAGACAUUGAGGUUAUACGUACGGGACGUGAGGAAUGUACAGCCGGCGCAUCAGCUGGGGGCAGGGCUUCCCCUGAAUGUGACGGUCGCGGCGACAGCACUAUAGACUCGCUCGACGAGUCACCUGAGCCUGAAGUAGAGCAGCCUGGCUCCUCAUUCUCGCUUCCGAUGCGCGCGGGCACAUUCUGCGCGGCGCGUGUGCUGCGCGCGCGCGGGCUGUGGCGCGCCGCGCUGCGGCUGCGGGGCAGCGGGCAGGGGAGACUCAUGCUCAACGAAUUACGAGACCACAUGAACAAAGUGAAGAGGCAUUAUUAUUUCAUAAGAAGACCUGCACCUACACAAUAUAAAAGCAGCAUCCUGGAGUUCAAGAAGACCCUGAUGGCGCUGAAAGAGGCGCGCAAUGAGGACAGAGAACUGUUGCUAGCGCGGCCCGAUUAUCUGCUGGAGAUCGCUGGCUGCUAUCUUAUGAGAAACCGCGCAGACGCGACACUGACGGACGAUUCGGAUCCGAUCUGUCUCCGACAGACCUUCCCCUGCAUCCUGCAGCCCACGUCCUCGCUGCUCACCGCUUGGAACUGGUUUACGGCUUGUCUCAUCUUGACCGUGUGCUUCAUAUACCCGUACCACAUCAUCUUCAAGAAGACCCUUUCCUUAGAGUUCUGUUUCUUCGACAUCAUGGUGACGGCGAUCUACGUGCUGGACAUUAUCGCCUAUCUCUCGACGGGGACCAACGUUGAGGAAGGCGUUCCUAUAACAUUCAUGGAGACGGCCUCGAAGCAAGUGCGUUCCCCGUGGUUCCUAGUAGACGUGCUGGCUACGGUGCCCAUCUUCUCUUUCGUAGGGGAAGGAGAGUUACGUGGCAUUAACAGGAUCCUCAGGUUUCCAAAGGUAAUCCGCAUGAUCCGGACCUUGGAGGAGGAGUGCGUGGACCACACCAACCUCAUCCGCUUCUUCGUGUGCGCGCUGCUGCUAUUCUUCGCAUGCUACUGCCUUGCUUCAGUGCAGCAAUGCGUCCUCUGCUACGGAUACGGCUUCUGUCAAGUAGACAGCUUCACUCACGAGCCGUACUGGACUCAAGCUCCUCUGGACGAUGAUAACAAGAACAUCUUAAACCGCCUGUUCUUUAGCCUCUAUUGGGCCAUGUCGAUACUUACCUUUACAUGUCAUAUAGAGAUGUUGCAAGAAAACGCUGCGUUGAACAUGUACGCUACGAUUCUACUGGAGAUAUGCAUCGUGCUGAGUAUCAGUAUCGAGGCCGUGUACUCCGCCACCAUCAUGGUGACCACGGCUUUCAGAGAGAGCUUCGACUCGUGCAUCGCAGACGCGCGCAACUUCCUCAUCGGCCACCAGGUGCCGCUGCAGCUGCGGCAGCGCUUCCUCGAGCAUUUGCAGCUCUGCUGGGACACCAGGAAGGCGUACUCGAUGACGUCGAAACAGAGCUCUGUGUUCUAUGACCUGCCUCCACACGUGUACCAAGACAUCCUGGCCCGCCAGCGGAGCAAGUUCAUCCUCUGCAUACCGUUCAUGAAGCUACUAAAUAACGAAGACUUAAAGAAUGUGUCUUCCAACGCGCGCAUAUUCUACUGCGCGCCGAACGAGAUCCUGCUGAAUACUGGAGACAUCAGCACAGAGAUGUUUAUCAUCAAGAAGGGCUUCUGCGAGGUUUUAAAUCCCGAUACAAAAGAAGUGGUUGGCACGUUGAUCGCAAAAAGUCAUUUCGGAGUACUCGAAUGUUUAUUUCGUUUCCCAGCUUUCUAUACUGUACGGACGACGACCCACGUCCUAGUGUUCGCCAUCUGUAGGAAGUAUCUGUUGGAGGCGCUAGAGGUGCCUCAGAUAAAGGACGCCAUCAACUUUGCUAAAGAACAAGAAGAAUACAACCGGCUGCAGAUCCCUCGCGAGCCGUUCGUCGCUUACCAGCCGCCACCCCCCGUGCCCAACAGGGAGCGCUUCAAAUUGCGCAGGAAACACGAGAAGGACUCUGCCUUCCUCCAGCCAUUCAAAAAGUUUGGCUUCUUUUCUAUUUUAAGAAACGUGUUCCCUCGUUUCACGUUCCGCCCGGACAGCACCCUGCUCACUCGCUACGAGGUUUGUCGCUCGUUCUGCGCAGUCGCAGGCACGUUCAUCUUCCCGUGCUACACGUACAUGGUGCUGCAGUUCCCCGCGUUGUACUACGUGUCGCUUAUACUCGACCUAUCGGCCUAUGGCGACGUAAUAUUCCGCCUGUUCGUCGGCUUCUUUGACGAGAAAGGCAUCCUGGUGUACCAUCCGGCGAACACAGCCGCUCGUUAUCUUCGGGGCGCCUUCAUGUUGGAUCUGCUCGGCUGCCUACCUCUCGAAGAUCUGGAAGUGUCCAUGAAGUAUUCUUACGGCGACCUGUACCGAGUGACUGCUAUGAAGCAGGCCCUGAUGCUGAACAGGCUGCUCCAGCUGUACCGCCUGCCCGGGACCUUGGACAUGUUGACCAGCUUCGUGGAGCGUCGUGACAUUAUCCUAGUGUUCAAAACUAUCCCCAUCUUCCUAACGAUCCUGAAUGUUCUGACGGUUUGCCUAAUCUUCUCAUCAGUGAGGAUAUACCACUCGGAGGAUGCGACCCGGUGGGCCUUUGUGCCAUUAAACGACCCCGGGGGCUCCUGGAUACACCUGUAUAAUGACGCUUACCGCUUCAACGUGACGGAGACUCCUUACAACCUGCACCUGGGCUGCUACUUCUGGAUCGUGUAUGAGGCGACAACGACAGGAUAUAGCACCAUCGCGCCCUCAAACCUUAAUAUAAUGAGCGUGCUGUUCUGGAGUAUGGUGCUCGGUUCGCUAACAACGAUAUACAUGUCGGUGCGCAUCAUUAGUCUUCGGGCGAACGUGGAUAGCACGCUGGCGGCCUACCAGGAGCACAUGAGGGACUUGCUGCAGUUCAUGCGGCGGGAGAGUCUUGACAAGCAGUUGCAGAGAGAAAUCAUGGACCACUACGAAUUCAACUGGAUAAAAACUGAUGGUAUAGACGCGCGCAAUGUACUCAAGUUAUGCGAUCAGAUCACUCUACGGAGCGACGCUAUAAUGCACCUGUACGGACCUGCAUUCGCUAAGUGCCCGAUCCUCUCCGACUGCGACGUAUCCCUCCUCCGAGUCCUGGGCCGGGCAGUCCGUAGCAUCCACUUCCUCGAGGGCACCACCAUUUUCCAGGAGGACGACGUGACCCACCACCUGUACUUCGUGUACAGCGGCCAGCUGCAGCUGAGGACCACUGACGCGGCAGAAGGAGUUUGCAACGUCAUUAAACUUGAUGUUGGAAGGUUUAUUCGGAUGAUUACGUACUUGCAUGCCGGCAGCAUGGCAGGUAACCUGUCGGACGCGGUGUCGUGGCGCGUGCGCUCUCGUCUGGUGGCAGCCACAGACGUGCAGCUGCUCCGGAUGCGCUCUAAGGCGUUCCAUGAUAUCGUCCGGGACUGCUUCCCGGUGGUGCUGCAGCUUAUGGCGACGCAUCGACAAGAGAAUGAGUUAUGUAUCAAAGCAAGCGCUACUAGUGGAUUUCUGCGGACGUCAAUGCCCCGGGACACAAAAUUCAUCAAGUAUCUCGCCAUCACGAGCGGCAUAGUCCAGGUAUUUCUCAUAAUAACCUCCAUACUCUGCGUAUACACGGACCUGUACAACGCCGGUUUCCAGAACAACUCUGUACCGGUUUUGGCGUCGUUGUACACGCUAGACGUAUGCUUUCUGGUCAAGAUUGUGCUGUACUUAUCGAUGCCACGACUAGUGAAGCUGCCAACUGAGGAUGCCAAGAUGACGUACUUGAAGAGCACGGAGUUCAAAAUAGACGUGGCUUCAUUCGUGCCCAUCGAGUUAUUCUGUUUGUUGAAGGGCGAUCCCUGGCUCGUGCUGUCCUGCCUGCGUCUCAACAGGGUGCUGAGGCUUUCAACAGUCAACAAAUACCUGAAGCGCUACCAGAAGCGAGCCACAGAGAACCUGUUGUUCAGCACCUUGACUCUCGUCAUGUGGUUUACAAUUUUAAUCCACUGUUUGACUUGUCUAUGGUUCUUCAUUGGACUUAGCGUAGACAGCGCUGAACCGGGGCAGUCUUGGAAAUAUAACGAUUCCGGGGACCCGCUUUGCGACAACAAAUACAUCUGCAGCGUGUACUUCGUGCUGACAAGCUUCGCUCACAGCGGUAUUGCUGACAUUAUGCCCAAGAAGGAGAUAGAGGUGGUGUACGUGUCAGCUCUCCUGAUCAUCUCACAGCUGAUGUGCGUGGUGUACGUGGGGGAGUUCUCCAACAUCGUGCAUUACGCGUCUUUCCGCGCCUUCAGCUACUACGCCAAGUUUCUGGAGCUUCAGGACUUCCUAAAGAACAAUCGCGUAUCACCAGCACUGAUCACUCUGGUAAACAAGUACGCAGUGCUGCUAUGGCGGGAGGCGCGAGGGGAGCAAUUGCCUAAGUUUCUAGCCGACGCACCUCUUUGCCUCAAGUUAAAAGUCAUGUGUCAAGCCUAUAAAGAUGUUGGAGAUCAGCACCCAGUGUUCAAGAGCUGCGAGCCCGCUCUGCUCCGCCUCAUGGUCGGCUAUCUCCGUCAAUACUACUACGACGGAAAUAUGUACGUGGUGAAGCAGGGCGAGAUCACCAACUCGAUGUACCUCGUACAGUCCGGUGAGGUUCAGGAGAUCAGCGAGAACUAUGAUGAUUACGAGGACCAAGGCGUGAAACGAAGGAUCUUUACCACGGGAGAGUACUUUGGCAUUGAACAAGGACUCAUUCGUGACAAGCCAUAUGACUAUUCUUACCGAACUACGAGCAAGUCCCAAGUUCUGACACUACUCUUAGACGACUGGGAGUAUCUUUUACAGCACUUCCCAGACAGCAAGAAGCUGAUAGAUGACUAUCAGAGUAGUCAUCGUAGCAAGGACGAUGGACCCCCACCUCCACCUCCUGAAGCCAAUGGUACCCUAGGUACUCCGGGUGGCUCAGAAACGACCAUAGAGGAACAAUGGGGUCCAUCGGAUGGACCUUCAGGGGGUCCAGAUGUACCUCCAGGUGCGCCGCCGGAUAUGAAAUCGGGCGAACCAGAAGAUCCAACCAGCAAGACAGCCCCUCUGAUCGAAAUAAAACGCACCAUUUAUAAGUAUCCUGAGUCUAAAGAGCCCGAGCGUGAACCCGCUGUGCCUGAUGGUCUAGAAGGAACAUCAAAAGAUAAGUCUAAAAUGGUGAAACUAAAAGACAAAACAAAAGCGUCUUUAUUUUCACGAGACCCGUCGACUGAAGGUUCAAGCGAGAACAUUAAAUCGGCCCUUAAGGUUUCUGAUAAACCUAUGAGAACUGAAACGGCUGUUAAAUUUCGCGAGGAACCGCUUCCCGCUAGCAGCUCAACGCAACUCUUUGAACGUAUUCGAAACGCAGCAAAAGCCGUAGAUAAGAAGCUGGCGAGUCGAAGCAUGCGUGGCAAUGACGACACGCCAUCGCCAGAAUUAAUCAAAGAGUCAGAAGCUGUUGCAACACAUCACAGCGUCGAGGAAUACCUAGCUUACAAGUACAAGAUGCGUGAAUCGUAUCAAUACCGCCCCAAAAUGGAAGAUGAAGACCAAAUUGACUCUGACGUCGGAAUGAGCCCCAGUCGUCGGAUGCGGGAGAAAUACCCCAACCAAACACAAAGCUCGAUUCAUGAUGGUUCUGGUAGGGAGCACUUCGUGCAUUCACAGCUAGCAGAGUCUGAAUAUCGUGUCCAUUCGCCAGAAAGUCAAAGUGCACCCGUUUUGAAUCUUGAGAGACCUUUGGGUGAUUACACUCCUUCUAACGUUUCACUCAUUGGACUUCAUCCUACAGCGACUGCCUCUGAUGUAGACAUACAGCCAAGAAAAAGUCCGUCUACUGUAGCACGAAAGGACUCUCAAGCACCAAUGACUUCCAAACAAGCCAUGCAGCAAUCUGACAAAGCUGAACCCAAGAACGCAGACACUGAUCAAUAUGACGAUCGAGGAAGCAGAGAACCCAAGAAAAAACCGAAAGAUGAUCAUGUAACUAGGACGCCUUCAGCCACAGAACUUCUUGCGUUACCCGCUCCUUAUGACAACUUUAUGCAACAGCCAUCAUCAAUUCCUGAAGAAUUCCUUAACAUAGCAAAACCAGAGAUAUCUCAUGAUAAUGAUGCGGCUCGAACGGCCUCUGCGGAGGGUUCUGUCACUGUACCGAAACUGCUUGCGUUGCCGCCCGCGCCUUCAUCUGAAUUGCCUACGCCUGCGAAAGUUGCACUGCCUGAAAUUGCCCAACCUGCAGAAAUUGUUACUGAAUGUGAACCAUCUAUCACAUCAAUGGGCCUUUUACAAGAAGAAACUCCAACGCCCAUAGUGGCACCCCCAAAAGAUCAAGCAACUGACCUUGCUGCAUUGACAGAGACUAAAAUGCUACUCGACGCUGCAGCACCAAGCACCAAAAACACGCUAUCCGACGAGGCUUUAAAUAUCAAUGUUGACUCAGAAUCAGAGAGACAAAAGACAGAUGCUCACAAGUCAGAAGAUCAAAACAAGUCGGGUGAGAAAAAGACUGAUCAGGACAAAUCUACUGAUAAUAAUUAUAAGGAUCGCAUGGAUAAAAAAGAUUAACUCUUUCAACGCCUACCUAUAUCGUGCGCGGCGCCCCAAGUAGCACAGUAGCUGUAUAGCAGCCGAAUAAUGUCUGGGUACCGCGU
This is a messenger RNA of Cydia strobilella, 7629 nucleotides long. RefSeq lists its product as uncharacterized. NCBI's taxonomy places the organism in Eukaryota, Metazoa, Arthropoda, Insecta, Lepidoptera, Tortricidae. The record is from RefSeq and is a predicted model, not a curated record. The transcript has 43 exons. Gene Ontology annotation, molecular function: voltage-gated potassium channel activity. Gene Ontology annotation, biological process: potassium ion transmembrane transport; regulation of membrane potential. Gene Ontology annotation, cellular component: plasma membrane. The coding region runs from base 80 to 7543 and encodes 2487 amino acids.